CUUUCAUACAUUUCUAUUCUCUAUUUUAAUCAUUUUACAUUUGGUCACGCGAUUACCAGGAGUUUUGAUGCUAGAAGGGAAUGUAAUAUCCGCAAAUAUUCAUAUCUUCUUCCUGUGGAGGUUAUUGGAGUUAAAGACAAUUUUACUGCUAGUGAAGUGGAUAGUCAUAUAUCUGAUUUCAAUGAUAUAUUGAAUACUUUUGAGGGAGAACAUCCAUUCCACAAUUAUACUAUUCGAUCUAAAUACAGAAAACGACUUCCUUCCAGCAGCCCUUCUCGAAAUGGUCAUUUAAAGAGAGCAGGGUCAUCCAUUGUGGGAACUGGAUCUGAGUCAGAGGAAAGUGAUGAAGAAGAUAUUCAUGGGGCUAAUGGAGCUUUAGAAACAGAUUUUGGGGAAAGUACACAUGAUUCUAUUUUGCCCAACCCUGAUGGAACUAGUGGGGAAAACAGGAACUAUUUGAAGGGACAGAAUUCUAAUUUACCAGUGCUUGCUCGUUGGUUGCAUGAACCUGAUGAGAAGGAUAGACUUAGUGCUUCGCAUUUCAGAAAAAUCUUUCAGUGUUGUUGUGGAAAAUUGGAACAGUUAUCUGGUCUGAAUUAUGUAGAGAUAUCCAUCUGUGGGGAGUCAUUCAUGUUGCAUCGUAAGUUUUUUACAAUUUCAUCAANACUUGCUCCAUCCGAAGUUCUGAUUUUGAGGGGGAACGCUUUUGCCAUGAGAAACCGACCUGGCACAAGGCCCGAAAUGUUGACGUUGGUUGAAUCAGAAGAAAUCCUCGAAUCAGUUGAUGAUUUCUUUUUUUCUGUAAUGCGGCCUCAGUUGUCCAAGUUUUUAGACCCUUUAAAGUCUCCUUGGAAGGACUGGGUAGAAAUAUUGGAUGCUAACACAAACAUUCCGGAAUCCCAAUUGGAAGAAGUUCGGAUUGGUUGGAAGUUGUGGAAAGAAGAGCUAGAGAGUCGAAAAAAGGUGGCAGCAUAAUUGUCGUGAGAGAAGUACAUUAGUUGGAAGCACCAAGGUAGGAGAAUUGAAGUGGCAUCAUAAGGAGCAGCACCAGUUAGAAACUGGGAGGUGAUUCUUUUCAGUGAUUUUUUGUAACGUUGUCCAGGAAGUUCUGGGGUUUCAUCAAGCUUCCGAAAAUCAGAAAGGCUCCAAGUCUCACUCUUCCGUAAUGAAGUUCUGAACGUGUGAAUGUUUUAUUGAUUCGGACACUAGUUGAUCUGCCAUCAUCUGUUAUAGCUCAAACGUUAAAAAUCACAGAAUCGAGCAGAAAUUCACAUCCUUUUCUUUGUUU
Messenger RNA from Olea europaea var. sylvestris, 1288 nucleotides. Its product is annotated as putative tRNA pseudouridine synthase. Gene Ontology annotation, cellular component: nucleus. Gene Ontology annotation, molecular function: RNA binding; pseudouridine synthase activity. Gene Ontology annotation, biological process: mRNA pseudouridine synthesis; tRNA pseudouridine synthesis. NCBI's taxonomy places the organism in Eukaryota, Viridiplantae, Streptophyta, Magnoliopsida, Lamiales, Oleaceae. The record is from RefSeq and is a predicted model, not a curated record.